GCCUAGCCUCCCGCUGCUACUUGUAUUUCUGCAACAAGAUGGCUGUCGUUCCUGAGAGCAGAGUCCUCACUUUCAGCGUUUUUAAAUGGAGCUCUUACUCCUCUACAUAUUUACCCGAGAAUAUCUUGGUGGACAAACCUAAUGAUCAGUCUUCCAGGUGGUCUUCUGAGAGCAACUACCCACCACAGUUUUUAAUCUUGAAAUUGGAAAGGCCGGCAAUCGUUCAGAGCAUCACCUUCGGGAAGUACGAGAAGACUCACGUCUGCAACCUGAAGAAGUUUAAAGUGUUUGGUGGGAUGAGUGAAGAAAACAUGACCGAGCUUUUGUCCAGUGGCCUUAAGAAUGACUACAACAAAGAAACGUUCACCUUAAAGCACAAGAUCGAUGAGCAGAUGUUUCCCUGCAGAUUUGUCAAAAUAGUGCCUCUGAUGUCUUGGGGUCCCAGUUUUAAUUUCAGCAUCUGGUACAUUGAGCUGCAUGGUAUCGAAGAUCCUGAUGUGGUGCAGCCCUGCCUUAACUGGUACAGCAAGUACAGGGAACAGGAAGCCAUCCGCCUUUGCCUCAAGCACUUCCGACAGCAUAACUACACAGAGGCCUUUGAGUCGCUGCAGAAGAAGACUCGGAUAGCACUGGAGCACCCGAUGCUCACCCACCUGCACGACCGGCUGGUGCUGCAAGGAGACUUUGACGCCUGCGAGGAGCUCAUAGACAAAGCUGUGAGAGAUGGCUUGUUUAACCAGUAUAUCAGCCAGCAGGAGUACAAGCCCAGGUGGAGUCAGAUCAUCCCGAAAUGCAACAAAGGUACAAGCGCCCAAGAAAUCAACCGAGACGACGUGAACAGCGACGGCGACGACAACAGGCCGGGGAUGAGGGGAGGACAUCAAAUGGUCAUUGACGUCCAGACUGAGACCGUUUACCUGUUUGGGGGCUGGGACGGCACACAGGACCUGGCUGACUUCUGGGCUUACAGUGUUCAGGAAAACCAGUGGGCCUGCAUCUCCAGAGACACAGAGAAAGAGAGCGGUCCGAGCGCUCGCUCGUGCCACAAGAUGUGCAUAGACUCCCAGCGGCGUCAGAUCUACACGCUGGGCCGCUACCUGGACUCCAGCGUCCGGAACAGCAAGUCCCUGAAGAGCGACUUCUACCGCUACGACAUCGACGCCAACACCUGGACGCUGCUCAGCGAGGACACGUCGGCCGACGGAGGGCCAAAGCUGGUGUUUGACCAUCAGAUGUGCAUGGACUCCGAGAAGCACAUGAUCUACACGUUUGGCGGUCGGAUCCUGACGUGUAACGGCAGCGUGGAGGACAGUCGGACGUCGGAGCCUCAGUUCAGCGGCCUGUACGCCUACCACUGCCAGGCGGGGACGUGGAGCCUCCUGCGGGAAGACUCGUGUAACGCCGGCCCGGAGGACGUCCAGUCCCGCAUCGGCCACUGCAUGCUCUUCCACACUAGAAACCGCUGUCUGUACGUGUUCGGAGGUCAGAGGUCAAAGACGUACCUCAAUGAUUUCUUCAGCUACGACGUGGACGGAGACCACGUCGAGAUCAUAUCUGAUGGCACCAAGAAGGACUCGGGCAUGGUACCGAUGACGGGCUUCACCCAGCGAGCCACAAUCGACCCCGAGCUCAAUGAGAUUCACGUCCUCUCGGGCCUCAGCAAAGACAAGGACAAGCGCGAGGAGAACGUCCGCAACUCCUUCUGGAUCUACGACAUCGCUCGCAACAACUGGUCAUGUGUGUAUAAGAACGAUCAGGCAGUGAAAGAAAACCCCACCAAGGCUCUGCAGGAGGAGGAGCCAUGUCCACGCUUUGCACACCAGCUGGUCUACGAUGAGAUGCACAAGGUGCAUUAUUUGUUUGGUGGAAACCCCGGGAAGUCUUGCUCUCCCAAGAUGCGCCUGGACGACUUCUGGUCCCUCAAACUGUGUCGGCCCUCCAAGGAGUACCUGCUCCGCCACUGCAGAUACCUCAUCAGGAAAUACAGGUUUGAGGAGAAGGCCCAGUCGGAGCCGCUGAGUGCGCUGAAAUACCUGCAGAACGACCUUUCACUCACGGUGGACCACACAGACCCCGAUGAGACCAAAGAGUUCCAGCUUCUUCCCUCGGCUCUCUUCAAGUCCGGCUCUGACUUCAUCCCUCUGGGUUUCUCCGACGUGGACCAGACGUACGCUCAGCGGACGCAGCUCUUCGACACGCUCGUCAACUUCUUCCCGGACAGCAUGACUCCGCCCAAGGGCAACCUGGUGGACCUCAUCACGCUCUAGCCCCGCCCCCACACCCACCGCCCACCCACUCGCCUCGCCACGCUGGACUGACUUUACACCCACCCACCCACAGACCCACGCCUGAUGGGACGGAGGAGGCAGAGACCAGUUAUUUUUCUAUUCCUGAAGCCUUCUGGUGGGCUCUGACCCUCUGCUGUGUCCCAGUCUGCAUUACCUGGUGGGGAGGCUCCACACACACACACACACACACACACACACACACACACACACACACACACACACACACACACACACACACACACACACACACACACACACACACACACACACACACACACACACACACACACAGUGGUAUCUGGAUAAAUGAGCCAAACUUGACAACCUAAGGUGUGUGUGUGUGUUUUUCUCUUUCCCCAACAUAUCCCUUUGUUUUUUUCUUGCUGAUGAACAUUUCUUGGAGCACGCAAAGCCCGUCUAAACUCUGCCAAACAUCGCUUGUGUUUUUCAUUUCCUCUUGAUACCCACCUCCCCACAAAGCCCUGAAAUGUUAAGGCCAAAAAAGAGGUUUUUGCACGUUUUUUUUUCAUAGAUCUUUCCCUUUUUUUUCUUUUUUUUGUUGUUGUAAAAAACAAAAAUCAAACACUUGAUUGUUUUCCUUUGUGCCCAUGCAAAACGCCCACACAGUCGACCGCUGGCGUCCAUCCACAUGUUUUGGAGCAAAAACAGAUGAUGAGGCGGCGCCUAUUCAUGCCAAGUGUUGCGAAAAGUGCGGUUCAAAUUCCCCGGUUGUUAAUCUAUUUGAAGGCCGGACGGUGUGACUGUAUGACAGUGAUACAGGAAACCACUUGACUCUCCACAGCUACAAGCUCUUCUGUUCUUUGGCUUACAUUUACCGCGAGCCUCUUCCUCAAACUCCUAUGUAAAGUUUCAUGUUGAUGAUUUGGCUAGCUUGCUUUUCUGCGACACAUGCCCCCUAUUUAUGAUUGUGAUGGCCAUGCAGAGGCAAAGACAAUGUAAUAGUGUUGUAGUAACAAUAGAGGAAUGAGUCUAUGAGAUAAAGUUUAAUAUAUAUCUAAAUAUA
Messenger RNA from Perca fluviatilis (European perch), 3312 nucleotides. RefSeq names its product muskelin 1, intracellular mediator containing kelch motifs (gene mkln1). Gene Ontology annotation, cellular component: cytoplasm. NCBI's taxonomy places the organism in Eukaryota, Metazoa, Chordata, Actinopteri, Perciformes, Percidae. Gene Ontology annotation, molecular function: protein binding. The transcript is spliced from 18 exons. Bases 39 to 2267 code for a protein of 742 amino acids. The record is from RefSeq and is a predicted model, not a curated record.